Phycomyces blakesleeanus NRRL 1555(-) is the source of this 867-nucleotide messenger RNA. RefSeq lists its product as hypothetical. The record is from RefSeq and is a predicted model, not a curated record. The transcript is spliced from 7 exons. Lineage: Eukaryota; Fungi; Mucoromycota; Mucoromycetes; Mucorales; Phycomycetaceae. Gene Ontology annotation, molecular function: intramolecular lyase activity. The coding region runs from base 1 to 867 and encodes 288 amino acids.
AUGCAACGCAUUACAUACACCUCCAGACCUCUUGGACGUCUUUUACAAACCAGUCAACGCAUCAAUUUAUGCAGAGGAUAUGCAUCUGCUGCCUCCAAGCAUUCAUGGCGUCCUACUCGGCAGACAGCUAUACUAGCAGUCACUGGAAUAGCAACCACAAGCGCAUAUGCAGCCUGGAAAAUGCAGACUCCGGUCUAUGCCGAAGCACCUUCAAACGUUUUUGCUGGUUCUGUUGAAGAUCCCAGCACAAAAAUUUCAUUUCCUAUCUUUCUCAAUCAUGGCACUGAAUGGAAGCGAUUAAUUGGAUUGGGUGCUCGUCAAGUCAGCUUCCUUAGUAUCAAUGUUUAUGUACUUGGACUUUAUAUGCGUAGUCAAGAUAUCGGUACUUUGAGAAAGAUUGAAGGAUGGGAAAAUUUUGACAAGACCGAGUUCUUGGGAAAGGAAGAUUUAGCCUUGACUUUAUUAAAAUUGCCUUUUGAUAUCUCGAUUCGUGUUGUUCCUUGUCGUGCAACUAAUACUCAGCAUCUGCGGGAUGGUUUCACUCGAUCCUUAUUGCAACGUAUGCGUGCCGAAUCAAAGGAUAUGACAGAAGAUGAGGAGAAGGAUAUUUUGGAUGGUAUCAAGGAGUUCAAAGGAAGUUUUGCAAAUGCAAAUAUCAAAAAAGACACCGAAUUUAUCUUUACGAAAACAGCGAAUGGAGAGUUGUUGGUUGAGUUUGAGGGCAAAUUGAUGGGUACGGUUAAGAACAAGUGGGUAGCCACCAACUUUAUGAUGGGAUACCUCAACCCAACCAAACCUGCAAGUGAAUUGGCCAGACAGAAUAUUGCAGAGGGAUUCGAGAAAAUCCUGGACGAGAAAUCAGCAUGA